AUGGAGCCCGUCGUCUACGACGAGACGCCCCUGGCCGACUACCUCAGAGACGGAGGAGACGAGUCGGACCCAGACUGGGCUCCUGUUGGCGCCUCACCGCUGUCCUCGCUGUCCUCGCUGUCGCGCUCCUCGUCGCCUCCCAGCCCUUCGCCCUUUGCGCCCACCGGUCGCCCACUAGUAAAGGCUCGCUUUCGUGCCAAAACCCCCGUCGCCGCGCCCUCAGUUGAGUCGCGCCAUGCCUCGGCCUUGCGGGCCAUCAGGAGAAACUGCUCGGCCGUCCUCGCCGCAAGUAUCGACCGCUCCGACAAUGCCAAGUUCCUCGAGCAGUUUCGCUACACCAUUGUUGCGUCGCAGCUCCUGAGCGGCCAAUCGAUCCCAGGCCACCGCCCUGCAGCUCCGACUCUCGCCGGCGCAACGAUAGGACAUAAACAUCACUCAACCCAAGGCAUUCUUGUGCCGGUACUCGGGGCUCUAGCCGUCGCAAUCUUCCUCAGCUGGGUUCGCAGCAGUGGGGCGCUGUCGCAUGUGACGCGGAAGCGCUUGGUCUUGUUCCUGGCCGUGCUCGCCGCCUCGGCUUUUCUGGGCCACGUUGUCAUACGGCGGCAAUGGCUGCGCUACCAAAGAGAGCAAUGCCUCUCCGAAAUGGCAGCCUUUGUAUCCAACUCUCACGACUUUGACAGCGCGACCGAGGCGACCCUGUCCUUGAUCCAAGAGGUGGAGCUAGUCUCACGUGGAUAUCGCAUUAGCGCACCUCUACCCCCUGUGAGCCGGAUUGAAGACCGCAGCCAGGGCCGCAAAUGCGUGCGCUUGCGCAAGACGAUUAAGAAUUCUUUUGGCGACGUCUUGACAGAGUACAAUCAGGCGUCCAAUGUUGUCAGGGGCUUUUCCGAAGUGACGGAACUCGAAAAGUACUACGACAUGUAUGACAUCAGCGACUUUGACGUCUCGGAUGCCCUUCAAGGCUACAACGAGACCGAGUUCGACGACCCGGAGUCCCUGCGGACGCUCAAGGUUCUGGCAGCUCGCUUCCACACGGCGCGCAAGAUGCUGCUUUGCGGCCUGCUAGCUCUCGACGCCGACGGGGAGGGCGCCGAGCUGCUCCGCUGGGGGAGCGCGGUCGAGGCGCUGCGAGGCUUGAAUGUCUCGACAAGGACAUCCUACGACAGGGUGCGGGCGAUUCUGGGCGAAGAAGAAUCUUUCCCCGUGCCGCCUUCUCCCAAGGUCCCUCUGACGCCAAACAGGGAGAGGUGGCGCUCUCAGCUGCGGAAGCUCAACUCGCUGUCGACUGGGAUUCGGGGGUUGCAGGCCAAGCUCCACCUGCUGAGAGAAGAGUCGGACAGGGCCUUGGACGAUUCAAACGACAUCUCGGAGGUAGGACCGCAUCUGAUGUCUCAAUACGAGUCCAUCGGGGUCGAUCUCAAGGAGCUCAUGACGGCGUGGGAAGAAGGCAAGGCGGCGCUGGCUAUUGGCAUCGAUAGAAACGAGAAGAGGCUAUCGUCGGCGAGCCUGGCGCUAUCACCCACGAGCUCCCUCAGCGGGCUCACGACAGUGGACGAGGGCGGCGCGGCAGAUGCUCUCAAGGCGCUGACGGGCCAGUCAUCACCGCGAUCGGAGCCGCCGGAGCCGCAAACACCCGAGAUCUUUGAGGCCGUGGCCCGUCCCGCCCGGCCGCGGAGCCUUCUCACGAGGGACGAGAGGCUUGUGAAGAUGAGAGAGGAGAGGGAACAAAAGGCACAGGCGCGGCAACAAAUGGACGCGACGCGGGGCAUGCUGCGGGAGCUGGAGACGGUCAUCAGCUUGCGGCCGAGCAGCCGUGCCAGUGCCCCUCCCUCCGGGGAACGGAUCGUCUCCCUGUAA
Molecule: messenger RNA, 1857 nt
Organism: Hirsutella rhossiliensis
Lineage: Eukaryota; Fungi; Ascomycota; Sordariomycetes; Hypocreales; Ophiocordycipitaceae
Product: mysoin-binding motif of peroxisomes domain-containing protein
Exons: 5
Coding region: 1-1857 (618 amino acids)
Biological process (GO): cell-cell adhesion
Cellular component (GO): plasma membrane
Molecular function (GO): myosin binding
Source: RefSeq, a predicted model, not a curated record